AUGGAGAAAUUCUGCGCUGAAAUUAUACGCAGGGCUACACAUCAAACGCUUGCAUCUGCAGGCUUCGAAAAGAGUUCAAGAAUCAGCGGAGAUGUGCUUGCAGAUGUCUUGAAAGAAUAUUUAAUGUUUUUAGGAAAAUCUGCUCAAGAAGCCGCAACGAAUGCUGGUAGGACUAAAGUUAAUACCGCCGACGUCUUGGUAGCCUUUGAAGACCUUGGUAUAAACUUGGAAGAGUUAAGGGAAUGGUCAAAAACCGAAGGGAAAGUUCUUGGAGGUUACGCUGGACGAAAGCCAACUCUCUUGAAAGACUUGUUAAGAAGUGGACUUUCAAGUGAGACAGAAGAAAUUGAUUUACCAGUUGAAACGAAAGAAAAGGAUAAAAUUGAAAGUAACGGUCAAAGUUCAAGAAAAACGGAACAUUUAGGUCAAAAGAUUCACACAAAGGAACUGACACCAAAAAAAUUAGUGAGUAGUGAAAUUAAGAACAAUAUAAAAGAAUUAAAAGAAGUGGAAGAUGAUAUGAUUAUAGAUAUUGAAGGGAUAAGUGAAAUAAAUACACCGUUACAGAAUAAUUCUGAAAAUAAAGAUAGUAAAGAUGAUGAAAAUAUGUCCAUGUCUAUGGAAGAUAAUGAAUUACCAGCUCUUUCUUCUGAUCAGACGACACCAAUUGACGAUGGAAAAGUUUCCAAUACAAACGGUGAAAUUACAAAAGAACAUAUAGAAGAAUUAAAUCAUAAUGAAGGAUUAUCAAUUACAAAAAAGAGACCUUCUUAUAUUCCUGAUUGGCUUCCACCAUUUCCUGAAAUUAAACCAAAUGAAGAAGAACCUGUUAAAGAGGAUCAAAAGGUUGAAAUCCAAGAAAAAACAAUAGAAUCUGGUGGAUUGACAGAAUCAACGAUUUCAAUAGAAGGAGGAACACCAAAACCUAUCGAUUAUACGAUAAACAGUCAAGAAAGCAUACCGGAAAUUCAAAGAUCAAAUAGUAAAUCUGCAGAUUCAAAUGUUAAAAAUAGGCCCUCUAAACAAAAACUCAAACGUCCACUCGCAUAUGUUUUAUUAGACGAAUUAUUUGAGAAGGCACUUACAAGCGAGCCUAUAUCUGGAGAGUCGUUUGAUGCUUCAAGGAAAAAGCGUAAAAUUGUAGAAUUCGAUAGUUUGCUUUCGUUUGAAGAUUCAUUGUUUAGCGAACCUGAAAUUCCCGUGAUGGAUGAAAAAGAUGCAAAAGAUUUAAUGGAAUCUUAUGGUUAUCCGUUGCGACUAAAUGAAUCACCAAUACGGCAAAAGCGUGUUGAAAUAACAUCAAAAGGUAACAUUGAUGGUAAUAUAAAAGCACCUGCACAGAUUAAUGAUACCACAUUAUCAGAAGUGAAACUUUCUAAACCUUUACAAACAAAAUCUUCAGUAUCGCGUAAAGGAAAGGAAAGAAUGAUCCCGGAGAUUAUUGAUUUCCGAGAGCCCGAGUUGCCCGUUGUUCCUUUAGAAUCUUCAAAAGCAUCUAAGAAGAAAGAGCUAAAGAACAGUAAAGCUAAAAAAUCAAAUCUUAAAGUUUCAACAACGAAAGUUGAUAGUCCCGAAAAAUUAUCGGAGUUUAAUCGACCAAAACUGAAAUUACGUAUAAAAUCGACAUCUACACCACCCUCUGAAUCACAACCUGAAGUAGUAGAUAUCAUUAAUUGUAUUUGUACUCCUCCAAAUAAUACAUUAGACGAUGGGAAUUUUAUGGUAUCUUGUGAUAGUUGUCAAGUAUGGUUUCAUGGAAUUUGCACUGGCUUUGGGCCUCAUUCUGUUGAAGUUGGUACCUGGUACUGUAAAAGAUGUCGUGAUCGUGGUAUAUUAUGA
Molecule: messenger RNA, 1839 nt
Organism: Funneliformis geosporum
Lineage: Eukaryota; Fungi; Glomeromycota; Glomeromycetes; Glomerales; Glomeraceae
Source: the annotation of a GenBank genome assembly